CAGCAUCCCCAGCAUGCCCCGCCGCCCGGGAACGGGUCGUGGGUGUACGCUCCGCCACCGCCGCCUGGCGGGCCACCCCCAAAUGGGCCACCGUCGUCGCAACAGCAGCAACAACAACAGCAGCAGCAGCAGCAGGCCCAACAGGUCGCGGUGCAGGCGCCGCCGCCGAGUGGGCCACCGCCGCCACCGUCGUCGGGGGCGUACGCGCCCAGCGGGGGGCCCGCGGGCGGCGCGUGGGGCGGGCCGGCGGGGGGUGUGGGCGUGGGCGUGGGCACGGGCGUGGGGGGCGAUCCGGCGCGGAUUCAGCUGGCGCCGUUGAGGCCUCGGGAGAGCGAGAUGCACCAUGGGCACGGGGCGCAUGGGGCACAUGGGCAUGGGGGUGGCGGACAUGGGGGCCACCAUGGGCAUCACGAGGGCUCGGGAAGCGGGAGUGGGAGCGGGAAGGAUAGGAAGAGGAAGCCGUUGAGCAUUGGGAGUAUGUUGACGGAGGAUUGAGGAAUAGGGCGGGGCGGGGUGGCGACAGUGUAAAGUUGGGGGGAUGGUGGAGAUAGAAGUAGUGUGGAUGGGGGAGGGGGAGGGGGUGUUGUGCCGUGUUGUCUGUUUGUUUGUUUGUUUGCUGAGAGCGCUGGUUAUGAGGUAUUUUUGUCUUGUCUUUAUCCUCUUUUGAUUGAUUUCGCCCAGUCCUGCCGACGUGCCCUUUCCGAGCACUUAUCGUUUCUCUUCUCUGCUUAUCUGUCCGCCUCUGAUGUCUUUUGCCGUCCUCGUUUCUGUCUCCUCUGCCUUGAUUUUUUUUGUCUCCGACAUACUGCCACUUGCUCUAUUCCGUUUCCUUGGAUCAGCGCUUUAUUCUCCUCCUUUACCUCUUCUGAAACUGCUCCUCAACGAGCGCAUGACGAUACUUUCCCUUUUUUUUCUUUUUUGCUCUGCUCUUUUUUCAUGCAGGCCGGUCUGUCGCUCGCUCGCAGCAGGCCGGCCGCGAUGCAUGUCCACAGCGGAUUCCUGCUACUAGCCCAUGUCUCUCUCUCCCCUUGUCUCUCUGCCAGUGUAGUCUUUGCGCUGUGCCUCGCCUCGCCCGCGGGCACGAAAAAACCCGGCGGGCGAGCAACUACGGACCGUGACACUCCCUCCCACUCCCGCUCGACUGUCUUAUUGCCCUACGCCCGAUACGAUACGAUGCGGUGGACCGGUGCGCUCUGCUACGAGUAUGUAAAUAUGUUCCAUUCACGACGAAUAUGCCAAUCACAAUCGAUUCUAUGUAUGUAUCUGCACGUGUGUAUAUGUACUCUUUCCUCAUGUUUCGCUCGGGUCAUCUCGCCUUCUGUGUAUCUCGAGGGUCGGAUCACGAUAGGCCGGGUAUGGAGUCCCCCGGCCUGUCUGCGUCGUGCGUUCGGUGGGUCCGCAUGUCACGUUUUUGGGAACACCGCUGCAGGCGGCCUUUGAAUCGGCAGAAUGUAAACGCUAUUAAAUUGAAUCGUGGAGAGCCGUCACGCGGGCCACGCUGCGUGCGUGCCGCCAGACGGGCUACUAUGCAACAUAGUAUAAUUCGGGAAGGAGGCGUGGAUCGGGGGAUCGACGGAGUUUCGGUUUCGUGAGGGACGCUAUUGCCUAUCGGAUGCGAAGUCGGCUCGGGUCGUGCAGGUCAGGGGCCCGGGACCGUGUACGCUCGGGCUCGAGCCCGGGACGAAGCUAAUUUGGCAGGAGCAGGGCGACGGAACGGAAGACAGGCAUCGGCGGGCUGCGCUUUUUUGUGUGUGUGGGAGAUGACGCGUGACGGCUCGCC
Molecule: messenger RNA, 1780 nt
Organism: Heterobasidion irregulare TC 32-1
Lineage: Eukaryota; Fungi; Basidiomycota; Agaricomycetes; Russulales; Bondarzewiaceae
Exons: 1
Coding region: 937-1440 (167 amino acids)
Source: RefSeq, a predicted model, not a curated record